CAAUUGUCAAUUUACAACAAGCUGCGGGAAAUGAGUCAGAUAUAUGAAUGCAAAUCAGAUAUUAUAUUCAUUAUUUAGAUUAUUUGUUUGUUUAUUCAGUUGAACUCUAACUGCACUUUGUUAAUGUACUUGGAAACAUUCCCUUUUUUUCUCUAUCUGUCUCUGUAUUUGAUUUGUUCUGGUUUCUUUGUGUGUCAGCGACAUUUUUCAAUAUAUAACAUAAACAAGUGCAGAUAAAUCAAACUUCAUAUAAGGACCGAAAUGAACAUAUUAUUGAGCAUGACUCAGACUUUUGAUUUAGUCAAACUAGUAUUCAGCUAAAAUGUGUGAAAGAAACAAAUACUGGGUUGGCACGUGUGUUUACAUACUCACCACAUCUGUGUGGUAGCGAUACUACUCAAAGGGUAAACCACAUAGUGGAAUUUCCGGUUGUAUUUUCAAAGUAAAACGCAGGCAGCUAAAAUUAAAUAGAAAAAAAAGAUCGUUUGGAGAAAAUGUGUUGAUUUAAAACCAAGAGGCUUUAAUUACUUGACCACUCAGUUAUGUAUAUGUGAAAAACCUACUAACUUUCAAUGCAGGUCCUUAGAGAGACCGAGAGAAAAAGACGAACAUAUAUAAAGUUGUCUGUUCAUAGUAAAUACAUUAAUAAGUAGUACGUAUAUGUUUGAACAUCUAUAUAAAUAUAUAUGCAUGUAUUAUAAAAGGAUGGUCAAUUUACAGGCGUCUAAACUCAGUUUCAGCAGCCGCUAUGUUGAAAUGUUGAAAUGUAUGUUGUUAUUGUGAAGGUCCCCACACCGGAAGCUCAAGUUUACACCUGUAGAAAGAAGAAACUUUCACUUGAAAGUAUUUGUGAAUCACACCUGUCGGUUUACCUGGCACAGGUUCGCUUUCUCUUUCUAGUCCAAACGUUUUCUACGGAAACUAAAAUGACUUCUUGGACUUUUUAUUCUGACACGGACGGAACUCUGUCCCCACGCCAGUAGCGAGAGUGAGUUUAAAACCACGGCUUUGAAUCCAAGACAUUCCUGCGUCUCUGACAUGGCUCUGUGUUACUUCCUGGCCUGUGUGGUCGCUCUCUCCAGUCUCGUUUCUGCACAACCUCUGACGUACGUCCUCCUGGGGCAGGAGGUCCACCUGAAGCCAGCCUUCACCGGACACCCUGACGAUAUCCUGUGGAAACACGAUGGCAACAAAGUGGUGGAGUUUAAUGGGAAGGAGGAACAUGUGUACAACCGUUAUCAAAGCAGGGUCACCCUUGACUGGGUCUCUGCAGAGCUCAACAUCACAGACCUCAGACACGAAGACAGCGGAGAGUAUGAACUGGAAAUAUACGUGAACAAAGGGAUGCAUCGUUUUGCUUAUAAUUUGGAGGUCAUAGAUAAGGUCACCAAACCCAGCGUCUCCUGUGACAUGAACAGCAGCAGCUCUGACACAAGUGGAACCUGGGCGACCCUGACAUGCUUUGCAGAGCCCACACAGCCCCUGUCCUCGUUGAAGUAUGAGAAUAAGUAUGAUUGGGAAUCAAGUGGACAAGUGAUGCCCGGCCCUCAGUUAACAAUAUUGCUGGAGGAUGAACUGGAUGAUCAAAUAUACACUUGCAGGGUGAGAAACCCUCUGACUUUUGAAACGACGACAUUCGCUGCGACGACUUGCUCCCCAGCUACAAGUUCAUCUGUAGCUCUGGCUGUCAGUCUAACCAUCAUCUUCAUCAUCAUCUUCAUCGUACUACUAUUGGGUGUAGUGUUUUGCAAACUAAAGAAUAAAGCAUGUUUUGCAAAAAGCAACAGAGAUGAUGUGGAGAAUCGGCGUUCAGCAACAGAAGAUCAAGAUGAUGAAAAAACUCAUUUUUUGCACGGAGCGCCCACGCUGCCCUCUCAUCAGCGACUCAGCCCUUUGGUCCAAGCUCAUAGCAACGAGGCGAGCGGUCUCCCUGCCGACAAUCCCAGAGAACACGCGGCUACAGAUUGGGACAAAGGAGAAGAAUCAAAUAAGGAGGAAGAUGAAAGUGAAUACACACCACAGAAAACAUUUGGUGUAACACUCAAACCAAUACCUUUGAAAUGUGCCCUUCCAGAUUCAGACCACCAGCUAGAAAGCAAGCGCAGGCAUGUGUCAGAGUGUGAGGGGCAGUCAGACAGCCACGCAGCCGAGGAAGAGGACCGUCCGUCCACCUCUCCUGAGCAGAACAUGCCAGACACUGUUCCAGGUGAACAUAACUCAAUGUCGUCAGAGGGAGUAACACAAGCGAAAGAAGACGACCAGCCAGAAAUGAACAAAACGGUUUCUGGAGAUAAACAUGAAUCAGAUGGAGAAGAAACAGAAGAGAAUCUAUAUUCAGACACCUCUCAGAGCCCCACACCAAAAAAUACAGACAAUACUCAAACCAAUACGUUUGAAAAGUCUCAAAACGCUAAAAUACCAGAUCCAGACCCCAAAGUAGAAGGCGUGAGCAAGCAGGAGUCAGAGUGUGAGGGGCGGUUAGACAGCAGCGCAGCAGAGGAAGAGGAAAGUGAGGGUAAAACUGAGGAGGACCGGCCGUCCACCUCUCCUGAGCAGAACAUUCCAGAAAUGGCUUCAGGUGAACAUCACCCAAAGUCGUCAGAGGGAGAAACACAAGCGAAGGAAGACGACCAGCCAGAAAUAGACGAACCUGUUUCUGGAGAUGAACGUGAAACAGAUGGAGAAGAAACAGACAUUCUAUGUGAGGACACCUCUCAGAGCCCCACACCAAAAAAUACAGACAAUACUCAAACGAAUAAGUUUGAAAAGUCUCCAAACGCGAAUAUACCAGAUCCAGACCCCAAAGUAGAAGGCGAGAGCAAGCAUGAGUCAGAUUGUGAGGGGCGGUUAGACAGUAGUGGAGCAGAGGAAGAGGAUGACAAGGGUAAAACUGAGGAGGACCGGACGCCUUUCUCUCCUGAGCAGAACAUGCCAGAAACGGCUUCAGGUGAACAUCAAUCAAAGUUGUCAGAGGGAGAAACACAAGCGAAGGAAGACGACCAGCCAGAAAUGGACAAAACUAUUUCUGGAGAUAAACGUGGAUCAGAUGGAGAAGAAAACAAAAUUCUAUGUGAGGACACCUCUCAGAGCCCCACACCAAAAAAUACAGACAAUACUCAAACCAAUAUGUUUGAAAAGUCUCCAAACGCGAAUUUACCAGAUCCAGACCCCAAACUAGAAGGCGAGAGCAAGCAUGAUUCAGAUUGUGAGGGGCAGUUAGACGGCAGUGGAGCCGAGGAAGACGAUGACGAGGGUAAAACUGAGGAGGACCGGCCGCCCACCUCUUCUGAGCAGAACAUGCCAAACAUGGCUUCAGGUGAACAUCGAUCAAAGUUGUCAGAGGGAGAAACACAAGCGAAGGAAGACGACCAGCCAGAUAUAGACAAAAGUGUUUCUGGUGAUAAACGUGGAUCAGAUGGAGAAGAAACCGACAUUCUAUGUGAGGACACCUCUCAGAGCCCCACACCCAAAAAUACAGACAAAACUCAAACCAAUACGUUUGAAAAGUCUCCAAACGCGAAUAUACCAGAUCCAGACCCCAAAGUAGAAGGCGAGACUAAGCAUGAUUCAGAUUGUGAGGGGCAGUUAGAGAUCAAUGGAGCCGAGGAAGAGGAUGACAAGGGUAAAGCUGAGGAGGACCGGCCACCCACCUCUCCUGAGCAGAACAUGCCAAACAUGGCUUCAGGUGAACAUCAAUCAAAGUUGUCAGAGGGAGAAACACAAGCGAAGGAAGACGACCAGCCAGAAAUGAACAAAACUGUUUCUCGAGAUAAACUUGAAUCAGAUGGAGAAGAAACAGAAGAGAAUCUAUAUUCAGACACCUCUCAGAGCCCCACACCAAAAAAUACAGACAAUACUCAAACCAAUACGUGUGAAAAGUCUCCACUCGCAGCCCUUCCAGAUCCAGACCCAAAGUAGAAGGCGAGAGCAAGCAUGAGUCAGAGUGUGAGGGGCGGUUAGACAGUAGAGCAGCAGAGGAAGAGGAAAGUGAGGGUAAAACUGAGGAGAAAAUGAAGGAAGAGUGUGAUUCAAAAGAAGAAAAGCCAGCCAACAUGAGCGAGAGUGAGGAUAAAGAAGGAGAAAAGAAAACUGAGGCUGUUGAAAAAUUAGAGUGAAAAUGUAAAUACAAUCAACUGGAAUAUAAUUCAAAUGAACAGCGGGUGGAGGACUCUCAAACAUCAGGCCAGACAAACAUCAACCUGUUGGACUGAAAGGAAAUUAUGGAGAGAUUCACGUUCAGGAAGAGCCACUGAGAACAAAUACCUAAGUGAACAAAAAAGGACAGUUGUUGGGUCGAAGUCCACAGACCGAAAGCCGACAUGUGAUUUAUGCAUCAAUGCUUUUGUUCCUUUUUUAAGGAACACAAUACAAAAUGUGUCAUUCAAAUGAAUUACUACCGAUAUGUAAGUAUCACUGAGUUAUCCACCUUUAUACACAGAGAAAGACGAGCCUGCACUGGAAUGACAUUACGGAAAGGACAGUGUUUGGGAAUUGGCAAAAUAACACAUUAAUAAUUCCGAGAGAAAAGAGAAAGAAUCUCUGUCAUUUAAACUUUUUUCAUAUCUUGUUUUAUUGCGUCCUGCAAAAAUGAGGGAAAUCGCUCAUCCCUCUACAAUCGGUUUCCCAUAAUGAUGUAUCAUAAAACAGGAUUUGCGGAUCGGUCUCAUAGCGCAUUUUGGAGCAAAAACUAAGCAAAGACGAGCGUCAAGAAUCCAUAGAAGACUCAAGAAUAUAUAUGAUUUUAUGGUGCUUCAUAAUUUUAUACAUGCUGUCAAUGUUAACCUCAUGACAUGCUUUGAAGAAUAUUUUAUCAAAUUAAUUAACAGUCCAAUAUUUAGUCAAAACCAUGAGGUUUUUUAUUCACUAAUCUAUUGAUGUCAUAUAUUUUUAGAGCUCAGGGUUUUUUAUUUUUCAGCACUGAUAAUUUAUUAAUUGUUUGAUUUCCAUUUGUGACAUUAUAAUUACUUUAUUUUUAUCUUUGAAGUUUUAAUUAACUGUUGUUUUGUAGUUUUGAAAACCUUCACUACAUUUAUCAGUAAAUAAAACAAGGGUUUUACAGAGUUAUAAGAGUUUUGAUUCUUUCCGUUUUAGUGAACGUGCUUGAUUUAAGAUUCCUUUUUAAAGUUUGUGUUCAUUUAAUUUUGUACAAUGCAAAAAAACUCAGAGGUUUUUUGUAGAUAUGCGUUAGACUGCAAAUGAAUAACCAUAAUUGACCAAAAAGUACUGAUGCUGCAUGAAGGAUAUGUAAUAGUAUGAUUGUAUCACUAGGGGGCAGUGUUUAUCAGUUUUAGGUGAGAAUUUCGUUCCUUCAGCUGAGCUGGUUGAAGGAUGUGCUGGGCUCAAAAGGCAGGUUCCAAAAAUAAAAAGAAUAAAAAUAUUAUAGCGAGAUUUGGCUUUUCGGAAAGUGACUGCAGAAAGUCUAUGUAAAAUGUUAACUAUUCAUGCAUGUGAUAUUUCAAGAUGGUGUCUGAUCUGCUUCACGGAUAAGAAAAGUUCAGAGAUAUUGUUGGUACAGUUUAAAUGAAAUGUGUCUUAUCAGCUCUAUUCCGCUCUCAGGAAUAGAGCAUGAUUCAGUGUAAAGUGGAUUCAGUGAAUAAACGUGUACACAAAGGUUC
Molecule: messenger RNA, 5615 nt
Organism: Pleuronectes platessa (European plaice)
Lineage: Eukaryota; Metazoa; Chordata; Actinopteri; Pleuronectiformes; Pleuronectidae
Product: protein starmaker
Exons: 7
Coding region: 1039-3918 (959 amino acids)
Source: RefSeq, a predicted model, not a curated record